This is a messenger RNA of Ogataea angusta, 749 nucleotides long. RefSeq lists its product as uncharacterized. NCBI's taxonomy places the organism in Eukaryota, Fungi, Ascomycota, Pichiomycetes, Pichiales, Pichiaceae. The record is from RefSeq and is a predicted model, not a curated record. Gene Ontology annotation, biological process: DNA integration. The transcript has a single exon. The annotation marks the transcript as partial. Gene Ontology annotation, molecular function: nucleic acid binding.
AUGGGACAUCCAUCGAAGUCCAUCUCUGCAAGACUCCAAAUUCCAAAUCCUCCUCAUCUAUGCCAAGAUUGUCUUGCUGGAAGAUUUGUCAAAUCCAAACCAAAGAUUUCAUCUACGUCUGUGUCGAGACCUCUCGAACUCUUACAUGCUGAUAUCUGUGGACCUUUUCCGCACACAGGAAUAAAUGGUGAGAAAUACUUUCUGGUUAUUGUUGACCGAUUUACACACAUCACCGCAACAUAUUGCUUAAAGGCCAAAUCAGAAGCCACAGAUCUUAUUCAGCAAUUUAUUAACAAAGCUGAGACACAGUUGUCAUCUCAUAAUUACAAAGUUAUUACCUUGCGUACUGAUAAUGGAGGCGAAUUCGUUAAUAAGUCUCUUGAAACCUUUCUUGCAUCCAAAGGCAUCACGCAAGAACUAACAGUUGCCCACUCCAGCCAUCAAAAUGGAGUUGCAGAGCGUAUGAACCGAGUCAUCACUUCAAGAGCCCGCAUACUUCUUUCAAGCUCAGGAUGUCCUGCAUCCUAUUGGCCCCUUGCUGUUCAAAUGGCCACAUAUCUUGUCAAUAGAGAACCCAGCAGGGCUAUCCAAUUUGAGAUACCAUACUCGCGUUGGUUCCAUAAAUCUCCUGAUUAUUCUCGGUAUCAUCCAUUUGGAUGUAAAGCAUAUUCACUUAUUGAUUCUCAUGAGCGUCCAUCAAAGUUUUCCUCUGUUAUCUCGCCACUAAUCUUUGUUGGAUAUAGUAAACG